UUCCUCCGUACUUCUCUACUCCAAAAAACACACACUCUCUCUCUACUCUUCUAUCACUUUUCUACUUUUCCCACUUUUUACUUUUCCUGUUUACCAAACACACUUAAUACCCUCUCUUCUUCUAGAAAAGCUCUCUGCUAGUUCUGCUCUCUCUGUUGGUGUUGCUUUGCUUCGUUAUUUCUCUCUCUCAUUCAUUCUCUCUAUGCCAUUUCUGUGCAAGCUGGGAUCGGAAGUGAGUACUGACACGCACAUUGUUGAUGCUAAUCAUGUCUCUGCUUUCUCUCUUCAUCGCUUUAUAGUUUGUUUAUUCAGGUUUCUUUUGCAUUGAAGCCCUCAUGCACAGUAAAUAACACCGGGGGCUUCUUCACUUUCUGAGUUGAGAGACCCUUCAGAUUUACUGCUCCAUUGACUUUUAACUUGGAGAUUCCUCAUAUAAAGUCCCUAUACUAUCCUAUCUGGACUUGGCAAUAUAAUGGACAACAAGGCAUGGCUUUGGAAGAAGAAAUCUUCAGAGAAGACUGUUCUUUCAACCGACAAAAUAAACACCUCUUUAAAAGGAAAUGAAGAAGAGAUACAGACACUUCUGACUGAGAAAGCCAAAUUGGAGAAAGACCUUAGAAUUUUAAAUGAUAAGCUUUCUUCAGCCCUCUCUGAGUGUGACGCUAAAGAUGAACUUGUGAAGGACCAUGCAAAGAUGGCGCAGGAAGCAAUUGCAGGCUGGGAGAAGGCAGAAGCAGAAGUGGUGUCUCUAAAGCAAGAAUUAGAUGGAGCUUUACUGCAGAGGGUAGUUGGUGAAGAAAGAUUAGCUCAUCUGGAUGCAGCACUCAAGGAAUGUAUGCAACAGCUACGUUUUGUUCGAGAAGAGCAGGAGAAAAGAAUUCAUGAUGCUGUUAUGAUGACAUCAAAGGAAUUUGAAAAAACCCAGGCAGUUUUAGAGGAGAAGUUAGCAGAGACAAGUAAAAGGCUUGCCAAAACAGGUGUCGAAAAUUCUCAGCUUAGCAAGGCCCUCCUGGUGAAGGAAAAGUUGAUCGAAGAUGUUAAUAGACAGUUGACUCAGUUGGAGGCAGAUUUUAGUGCACUAAUGACUAGAUUAGAAUCCACAGAGAAAGAUAAUGCUUCUUUGAAGUAUGAGGUUCGAGUACUUGAGAAGGAGCUUGAAAUCCGAAACGAGGAGAGAGAAUUUAAUCGUCGAACAGCUGAUGCAUCUCACAAGCAACACCUAGAGAGUGUGAAGAAAAUUGCAAAGUUAGAAUCAGAGUGUCAGAGGUUGCGUCUCCUAGUCAGGAAGCGUUUGCCAGGUCCUGCUGCUUUAGCGAAAAUGAAAAAUGAAGUUGAAAUGCUGGGAAAGGAUUCAGUUGAAAUGAGGAGGAGAAAGUUGAAUACAACUGGUUUCAUGGUUGACUCUGCGAUUGAUAACUCUCCCGAGAAUACCAAUAGAAAGAUUGGUUUUCUGACUGAGCAAUUAUGUGCUAUGGAAGAAGAAAACAAGAAUCUCAAGGAAGCCCUUCAUCAAAAUGCAAAUGAACUCCAAAUCUCAAGGAUCAUGCAUGGUCGCUCAGCGUCCAAAUUAUCUCAAGGUGAGUUGCAGCUUGAAGAAGUAUCAAAAGGUCAGACUAUUAUGGGGCCAACAAGGAGUAGUCGUAUGUCUCAUGAGCUCUCUCUGGCAUCAAUUUCUGACAUUGGCAGUGAUGAUAAGGUUAGCUGUGCUGAAUCAUGGGCUUCUGCUUUGAUUUCGGAACUGGAGCACUUUAAAAAUGGUAAACAAAAGGGGUCACCAUCAUCUAAAACUAUUGGAACUGCAGACAUUAAUCUGAUGGAUGACUUUGUUGAAAUGGAAAGAUUAGCGUUAGUGUCUGUUGAUAAACCAUUUGGAGAUUCUCAUGCUUCUCAGCCCUUGGAAACUGAGUUAAAUGAGGAUUCUUCAGAGUUAAAGGGUAGGGAGAUAGUUCCAAUUUCUGACUCUGAAUCUGGCUUCAUUGUGUCAAACCAGGAAAUCAGGUUCAAAGAUACAUUAAUUGGUAAAGUUCCUGGUUGGCUGCAAGAUAUACUGAAAGUGGUUUUGGAGCAAAACCGUGUUACACAGAGAGACCCUGAUGAAAUAGUUGAGGAUAUUAGAGCAGCUUUGGUGUAUAUAAAUUGUUCAAACCCCAGAGAUGUUGUUGAUGCAAGGGAAAGUUCAAACAAUCCUGAUGCAUCUAAUCCCCCACAUGUAAAUGGCUACAUCUCAUGGAAGCCAUCAAAAAAACAUUCUGGGAUGGAUUCUCCUGGUGGUGUAUCUCAUGUUGACGUCUCAUUGACAGAAAAGAGCAACCAGCAGUUGCACUCGGAUCUGGGUAAGUCGAUAGGCAAACUAAUUGAGCUUAUUGAAGGGAUCAGUUUGCCGUCUCUGGAUUAUGAUAACCCUGAGACCUUGUCCAGAAAGGAUGGGAACAUUUUCACCAACAAAAAUUUAGAUACACCUACAGGGUACAUGGCGCGGGUUUUCCAGUGGAAAACUUCUGAACUCAGUGCUGUUUUACAGCAAUUUAUUCAUAGUUGUUAUGAUCUGUUGAAUGGAAAGGCUAACAUAGACAAAUUUGCCCAAGAAGUAACUACUGCUUUAGACUGGAUUAUGAAUCAUUGCUUUUCCCUACAAGAUGUUUCAAGCAUGAGGGAUGAGAUUAAAAAGCAUUGUGAUUGGGAUGAAUCACGAAGUGAAAGUGAAGCAGAAGCUGGAAUUAUUGGUCAUUUUUUUGAAGCUGAUAAACUACGUGUUCCCAGAGAACAAUUAUCAUAUUUGCCUAUGCUUGCUGCUUCUAACAGUCAUCAUAUUCAUAUGGAAGAGCUUGAAUAUAAUGUGAGGGAAGAAAAUAGGAAACUGAGAGAUGAAGUUAUGAAUUUGGAAUCUGCAAAGAAAGACUUGGAAGGGAGGCUUCGGUCUGCUACUGAAAAGAGUGAAUCCCUGAUGAAUAAACUUCUUGAAUCAGAAAAAACCAUUGGAAGCUUGCAAACAGAGUUGGAAACUCUAAAAGAAUCGAAAGGAAGGAUUGAGGGUCACAUUGAAGGCCAAAAGUUGAUGAAUGAAGAUCUAGAUAGACAACUUGCAGCAGCCAGAGUGGAAUUAAAUGAGGCUUGGCAUAAGCUUUCAUCACUGGAGGUGGAGCUGGAUAAUAAAAAUAGCUGUUGUGAAGAAUUGGAGGCCACAUGUCUUGAACUGCAGCUCCAGCUUGAAAGCAUUACAAAGAAGAAAAGCCCGAAGCAUGACCUCAAUCAGGAAGAAAAGCAACUUCGGACUGUAAGUUCAUACAGUGUUACUGAUACUAAGGAUUGGGAGAUCACAACUGCUUCAGAAAAGUUGGCAGAGUGCCAGGAGACUAUCCUAAACCUGGGCAAGCAAUUGAAGGCAUUAGCCACACCAAGGGAAGCAGCCCUUUUUGACAAGGUCAUAGCUAACCCCACUGACACAAUUAUCACUACCACCACCACAGCCCCAACCCCACCCAAGGACAGGAGCAUGAACCAGCACUCCUCUCUACUCGAUCAGAUGCUAGCAGAGGAUGAUGCUGCAGCUAAAGUUCUUAUAUCUCCAAAGAUCAAAGAAAUUAAUGGCAAUUCCACUAUAAAAGACAUUGGGUCAUUCCAGCCUCUUGAAAAAAUUCUUGUUAUAAAUGGUGUUAAACACGAGGAUGACAACGCUACAGGCAGUUCUUUGGCAAUUGUGCCUAGCAAGAAUCGAGGAGGCGCGAAUUUGUGGAGAAAGCUGUUGUGGAGAAAGAGAAAAGGUAACAGUAAGAAAACAUCUCUUCCGUUUGCCCCCUGACAACAUCACCGUACUGAUAAAGUGAUGGCAAGCUUGGUGAUCAGGGUUCAAUUUUUAUUAUUAUUAGUAUCAUAGUUGUUCGAUUUGUUGUAAAGGAAUUGGGAAAUAAUAAGUCUUGACUUUUAUUAAUCAUAUGAGAAAGAGAGCGCGAGUGAGAGUUUUGCAUGUUGUGUGUAUUAAUGUCGUAUAUAAAACUGAUGCCAGGACAUUAUAAGGUUUACUGCAUAGUGAAGAUGUUCCUAAAGGUGAUAAAAUUUACUUGAGCCAAGUUUAAUAUCAGAGGAUCCUUUUGUUU
Messenger RNA from Quercus lobata, 4094 nucleotides. RefSeq names its product filament-like protein (DUF869). The transcript is spliced from 6 exons. The record is from RefSeq and is a predicted model, not a curated record. Lineage: Eukaryota; Viridiplantae; Streptophyta; Magnoliopsida; Fagales; Fagaceae. The coding region runs from base 473 to 3799 and encodes 1108 amino acids.